Botrytis sinoallii is the source of this 1791-nucleotide messenger RNA. RefSeq lists its product as uncharacterized. The transcript is spliced from 2 exons. The record is from RefSeq and is a predicted model, not a curated record. NCBI's taxonomy places the organism in Eukaryota, Fungi, Ascomycota, Leotiomycetes, Helotiales, Sclerotiniaceae. The coding region runs from base 1 to 1791 and encodes 596 amino acids.
AUGUCAGAAUCUGGAUAUUUUAACAUGGCCGAACCCACCUCGUCAGCUCCCGAAUAUGACCUCAUGGAAGACUCUGGAGUCGUUUUCGAGGAUGAAGAUAAUUACCCAGAUGAAACUCCUGGAGAACGUCUCGGCGCUAUCUUUGAAGAUGACGAAAACGCUCAUGAUGAGACUGAAAUAGUCUUCGAAGAGGAAGAGAGCACUCCAGUAGAAACGCCAGAAGACCGCCUCGCAGUGAAGAAAUUAGAUCUCAAGAAGUGCGCUGAAGACAUGGUUUCUGAACAUUCUGAAGCUGUGGCUCUUGCUGCAUUGGCAAAGAAAAUCGAAUCAGGGCUCAAGGAAGUCAACUCCAAGUUACUAGAGAAGAAUGAAAUUGUUCAAUACUUCAUCAAGAGAAAUGGACAAUUAUCAACUGAGAUUCGGGAAGAAGAGACCAACAUCAAAUUCUUCAAUCUGGAGUCAUCACUCGGUAUGAAAACACUAGAAUGCGAGCAAUUGUCCGAGGAGAAUCAAAAAUUGGCAGAGAAAGUCAGACUUUACGAAGAAGCCGUGAACCACAAAGGCAAAAUCGACGUUGGUGCCUUGCUAGUCGAAAAUUCUGAAUUGAAGCGCAAGCUUGAAAAUACAACUCACCCAGAUUUCGACUAUGGUGCACCUCCACACGAAGAACUUCAAAGUGAAACCACCUUUGUCAAUCCCGAAGGCCAAGUUUCAGAGUGGAAAGAAAAUCCCAAGAUUCAAGAAUACAUCGCCGAAACUGUUCGCUCUGCUCUUAGCCAACAGCGAAAAUCGAUGAAGCAUCUUUUCUUUGUCGGCCAACGUGUCCGUAACCGUUUCCUCGAGAGAAACUCCGCAUACGAUCCCAAAGCCAAGGAACGCAACGCUAUCUACGAACUGGGUAAUUCGAGUGUUUACAAUGGACGACCUAUUACUGAUGCCACUCUCUUCUCUCAUGUUCCGGGUAUUGCAUUCGAGAAACGUACAGAUGAGGAAACUUUCAAGGAAUUGUACUGGGCAAGCUGGCAAACCGUCCUUCGUCUCCAAGAUUGCGCCGAAUUUAUUGAAAUGCUCCGCUGGCAUUCAUCUGUCAAGGCCUGGCGCAAAUCAGACUACAUGGAAACCGAAUUUUUCAAAACCUGGACCAAGAACAUCGACACAACAUUCGAGGACAUGGAUCUUGACGCCGUGCGCGAAUAUUGCGGAAACAUUACCCGUAAGAAGCUCAAGGCAUGUUAUCUCGAUGAGAAAAGAAGAAACAUGAAGGUUAGACGCAGCGUGGGAUUGGGAUCAGGCAAUGGUAAGUCUGAUUAUCUUCCUUGUGCUUGUGAUUGUGGAGAACAGCUUCAGGUUCCACUUGAAACUAUUGUUGCGAAAGUAGCAAAGUCCACUCGGGUAUCGAGAUUGCCCGGGAUGGAAUUUUUUGCAGACGGGAUGGGGAUGAGAAUGGAAGGAGGUAUCGUGAAGAGUGUGAUUAGGUGGACCAUGUUGGCGUUGAUUAUGCUUUGUCAAUUCAUGCUCUGGAUAGUGUGGUGGGUGGAGCAAAAUGACUGGAUUAGUUCCGGUUUGGAAGAUUUGCUGGACGUGGAUUUUGAGAUUGAUCUCGAAUGGUGUGGAAUGGGAAUAUUGGAUUUGGAGAUGGAAGAUAUUUUGGUGUGUGUGAGAACUGGGUUGAUGUUGGGGUGGUUGGCGGGUGAGUGUGCAGCGCUUACUGCACAGCGUCGAGGUUGGAAUUGGAACUGGAAUUCCCCACGCGUUGAAAGAUCCUUACGCAGUUUGUGCUUUUGGAAAUGA